Molecule: messenger RNA, 591 nt
Organism: Ornithorhynchus anatinus (platypus)
Lineage: Eukaryota; Metazoa; Chordata; Mammalia; Monotremata; Ornithorhynchidae
Gene: RNASE11
Product: ribonuclease A family member 11 (inactive)
Exons: 1
Coding region: 1-591 (196 amino acids)
Molecular function (GO): nucleic acid binding
Source: RefSeq, a predicted model, not a curated record
AUGGUGCCAGCUGUCCCUAGGAACCCCCACCCCGCACUGCUCCACCUGGUCCUCCCUCUCCAGCUCCCGCUGCUGCUGGGCGCGGGGAUGGAGUCAGGAUGGGGUCCCACCCCGCCGGCCCCAGAGGAUGAGGAGUUGGAGACCAUCAUGUACGUGCAUCUGCUGGGCAGUUCCCUGAAUGUGGAGGAGCUGCAGGAGUCCCUGGACCAGUCCCUGCUGCGGUUCCGUCGCCUGCACCUCGAUUUCCCCCGCCGCAGCAGCCCCGGCAGGGGCCGCGAGUACUGCACCGGCCUCAUGGCCUGGCGCGGGGUGGCGGGGCCCGACGGCCCCUGUCCACUCCGCAACACAUUCAUCCAUGCGCCACUGGAGGCUGUGCGUGCCGUGCGCCUGGCACCCAACAUCAGCUGCGGCCCCGAGCGGGAGGCUCGCUGCUACCAGAGCCUGCCGCUCUCCGCCACCGAGUGCCAGCUCGCCACCGGCACCACCCCGCCCAACUGCCGCUACGUUAGUGUCAGUGUAGCCAAGAAAGUGGUCCUGGCCCAGCUGCCCGGCUCCCUGCAAGGCUGGCUCGUUCCCAUCUUCUAUCAGUGA